UUCCAUAACAAAAAAUUCCUUCAUUUUAACACGUUCUUACAUAUAUAAUAUAACCAUGGCUAUCUUUUACCCUUGUAGAAAUGCUGGUGUCUAUUUUCUUUUAUUAUUAUGGGUUCUUGUUUCUUCUGUAUGUGUUUGGGGACGACCAGCCACCUUUCUUCAAGAUUUUCGAGUCACGUGGUCUGAGUCCCAUAUCAAACAAAUUGAUCAAGGAAAAACAAUCCAACUCACUCUAGACCGAAGCUCUGGAUGUGGGUUCGCUUCAAAGGUUAAGUACAUGUUUGGCCGUGUUAGCAUGAAGCUCAAACUCAUCCCCGGAGACUCUGCUGGUACAGUUACUGCAUUUUAUAUGAACUCUGACACGGACUCUGUUCGUGACGAGCUGGACUUCGAGUUCUUGGGGAACCGUAGUGGUCAACCUUAUACAGUUCAAACAAACAUCUAUGCUCACGGAAAGGGUGACAGAGAACAGAGGGUUAACCUCUGGUUUGAUCCUGCUAAGGACUUCCACACUUACACAAUUAUGUGGAACCAUUACCAUAUUGUAUUCUACGUUGAUGAUUUUCCCAUCAGAGAAUACAAAAACAAACAAGGGAAGGGAAUCCCAUACCCAAAGAUGCAGGCCAUGGGGGUGUAUUCAACGUUGUGGGAAGCAGAUAAUUGGGCAACAAGGGGUGGUUUGGAGAAAAUUGAUUGGAGUAAAGCACCUUUCUAUGCUUAUUACAAGGACUUUGACAUUGAAGGAUGCGCUGUGCCAGGACCUGUUAGUUGUGCCUCAAACCCAAAAAACUGGUGGGAAGGGGCUGCAUACCAGGGUCUUAAUGCCAUUGAAAACAGAAGGUACAAGUGGGUUCGUAUGAACCAUGUGAUCUAUGAUUAUUGUCAAGAUAAGUCAAGGUACCCAGUGACCCCACCGGAGUGCAUUGCCGGUAUUUAAUUCAGUGGUUCACAAUAUUCAUAUGCCACACUUUUACGUAAAUGUGUGAUGUCCCUUUUAUUUUACACUGUUCUUGAUAUGUUAUAGAAAUUGUGUAUACAGUUUAUACCAAGCCACAUAUAAAUUAUUCUUGUCUCCGAGUUCGUAUGUGGGACAAAUCCUGUGUUCAAAUCAGAACUUCAGAAGGGGCAUAACUUAAGUCAAAUAGUCUUCCCGUCCUCUGUGUCUUUGUAUUUUAGUGCGCAUUGUUUGUGGUAUAAGAAAGCUUGUGCGCAAGAUUAUGAUGAUUGAUAAAUGAUAUUUAUUUAUUUAUUUU
Messenger RNA from Gastrolobium bilobum, 1253 nucleotides. Its product is annotated as probable xyloglucan endotransglucosylase/hydrolase protein 6. NCBI's taxonomy places the organism in Eukaryota, Viridiplantae, Streptophyta, Magnoliopsida, Fabales, Fabaceae. Bases 56 to 937 code for a protein of 293 amino acids. Gene Ontology annotation, biological process: xyloglucan metabolic process; cell wall biogenesis. Gene Ontology annotation, molecular function: xyloglucan:xyloglucosyl transferase activity; hydrolase activity, hydrolyzing O-glycosyl compounds. Gene Ontology annotation, cellular component: cell wall; apoplast. The transcript is spliced from 4 exons. The record is from RefSeq and is a predicted model, not a curated record.